CUGGCCGAGCAGGUGACGAAUGGGUAUUUGUCUGAUGACAGCCCGACAGGGCACGGCUUCAGUGAGCUGGUCUCUGCUGCCCCUGGGGCAGACGGGCUGCAGCCCGAGGGCUGCAAACGAAUACGCCAUCGGUUGUCACUGGAACUCCCGCUACGCGGUUCCACGGGGGCGGGGGCACUACUGCCCGUAGCGGGACCGGCAACUGCUCAGGUGCCGGGACAGACCGCUCCGGGAGGAGCCCCAGAGGCCGCCCUACGCCCCAGCGGGAGCCGCCACCUCCGCCGCUGUCCGGUACCGCUCCCGCCCCCGCGACCCCAUUGGCCAAGCCGCAGCUCAAAUAGGACCGGACAUCGGCAGCGGGAUCCAAGUGCCGAGGCCGUCCGGCUGCAGCGCUCGGCCUGGGCAGCAGCGGCGUCGCAUCCCGACAUGAGCAGCCCCGAUGCGGGCUACGCCAGCAGCGACGACCAGGCGCAGGGGCGGUGCUCACUGCCCAUCAUGAUGCCGGCCAUGGGCCCCUGUACGUGGGCAGAGGCGCUGAGCCCGCUGAGCGAGGCGAAGAGCAAGGGCGAGGCGGCGCCGUCGGGCGGCCGGAGCAAGAGCGAAGCGCGGAUCCGGCGGCCCAUGAACGCCUUCAUGGUGUGGGCGAAGGACGAGCGCAAGCGGCUGGCACAGCAGAAUCCGGACCUGCACAACGCAGAGCUCAGCAAGAUGCUGGGUAAAUCGUGGAAGGCGCUGUCGCUGGCGGAGAAGCGUCCGUUCGUGGAGGAGGCGGAGCGGCUGCGGGUGCAGCACAUGCAGGACCACCCCAACUACAAGUACCGGCCGCGGCGGCGGAAGCAAGUGAAGCGGCUGAAGCGUGUGGAGAGCGGCUUCCUGCAGCACGGCCUGGCGGAGCCGGCGGGGCCCGGGCUGGCCAGCGAGGCCAACGGCGGCGGCGGCGGCGGCGGCAGGAUGUGUGUGGAGAGCCUGGGUCUGCCUUACGGCGAGCAGGGCUACGCGGCGUCGGGGCACUACCGGGACUGCCCGCCGUUGGGCGCCGGCUUCGACGGCUACGGGCUGCCGACACCGGACCCAUCGCCGCUGGACGCGGCGGAGAGCGAGGCGCCGUUCUUCGCGGCGGGGCUGCAGGAGGAGUGCGCGCUGGGGCCCUACGGCUACGCCCCGCACUCGGCGAGCGAGUACCCGCCGGCGGCGGCUGCUGCUGCUGCUGCUGCUGCUGCUGCGGCCGAAAGCCCGUCGGGAGCCGCGCUGCGCCGGCACCUACCAGCCGGCGAGGCGCUGGGGCCGAGCGCCGGCUCGCUGCAGGGGCUGUUGGGCUGCUCGACGCCGCUCCACGCCUACUACGGGCAGGCUUACCAACCGCCGGGCCCGGGUCGCGGCCCGCCGCUGCCGCCGGGGCCGGUAGGUCAGCCGUCGCCGCCGCCGGAGCCGGGGCCGUGCCGGGAGCAGCUAGAGCACUUGCCGCCGGAGGAGCUUCUGGGCGAGGUGGAUCGCACCGAGUUCGAGCAGUACCUGCGCUUCGCCUGCAAGCCCGAGCUGGGGCUGACCUUCGCGGGCCACGACGGCGCGGGGCUAGCGGCGCCCGAGGGCGCGGGACCCAUCUCCUCGGCCGUGUCGGACGCCAGCAGCGCCGUCUACUACUGCGGCUACCCCGACGUGUGAGGGACCGGUUCGGGAGCCCGCCACGGACUGGCAGGGAGCUGCCCCCUUCAACUCCUAUUUAUGUAAUUUAUUGAAAUCUUGAGAACU
Molecule: messenger RNA, 1749 nt
Organism: Pogoniulus pusillus (Red-fronted tinkerbird)
Lineage: Eukaryota; Metazoa; Chordata; Aves; Piciformes; Lybiidae
Product: transcription factor SOX-17-like
Exons: 2
Coding region: 427-1662 (411 amino acids)
Biological process (GO): anatomical structure morphogenesis; angiogenesis; positive regulation of transcription by RNA polymerase II
Molecular function (GO): DNA-binding transcription activator activity, RNA polymerase II-specific; RNA polymerase II cis-regulatory region sequence-specific DNA binding
Source: RefSeq, a predicted model, not a curated record